AUGUAUGAAUUAGGAGUUGUUGCUAAUAGGGGUGUAGCUAUUCCUUUCAAUAACCCUGUUAAUGAAGGUGAAAUACCUGUUGAUGGCCCUAUUGCCCCUGUGAAUGUUGAUGUCCCUAUUGCCCCUGUGAAUGCUCUUGAACCUGAUAGGGCUGGAAUGUGGACAUCAUGGACUCGAAAGAAUCCAGGUUGGAGGUUUUUUGGUUGCCCAAAUUACAUGGAUGAAGAGAAGGACUGUGGGUAUUUUCGUUGGAUUGACCCACGACUAUUGAAUAAGUGGUAUAAAGAAAGAAUGAAUGAAUUAGGAGCUGUUGCUAAUGGGGGUGUAGCUAUUCCUUUCAAUAACCCUGUUAAUGAAGGUGAAAUACAUGUUGAUGGCCCUAUUGCCCCUGUGAUUGUUGAUGUCCCUAUUGCCCCUGUGAAUGCUCUUGAACCUGAUAAUCAAAUUGCAAUGCGUGAGAAUACACAUGUGCCUGGUAAUGAAUUUGGAUUCUGCAAGUGGAUGAUGGUUUGUUUCGUUUGUUUCAUUGUAGGGAUGAUGUAUGGUUAG
Lactuca virosa is the source of this 549-nucleotide messenger RNA. The record is from the annotation of a GenBank genome assembly. NCBI's taxonomy places the organism in Eukaryota, Viridiplantae, Streptophyta, Magnoliopsida, Asterales, Asteraceae.